This is a messenger RNA of Aspergillus costaricaensis CBS 115574, 3393 nucleotides long. RefSeq names its product putative SNF2 family helicase. The transcript has 16 exons. The record is from RefSeq and is a predicted model, not a curated record. Lineage: Eukaryota; Fungi; Ascomycota; Eurotiomycetes; Eurotiales; Aspergillaceae. Bases 1 to 3393 code for a protein of 1130 amino acids. Gene Ontology annotation, molecular function: ATP binding; ATP-dependent chromatin remodeler activity.
AUGGAAGGCUCUAGCGAGGAACUGGAACCACCUAAGAUCACGCAGGAAGCAGUAGCAGGCUCUGAAGAAGUUCAAGAGCCCGGUAAGCAAGGACCUUCUCUCCAAUCCGAAAGCUUCGAUCCCCAACAGAUUCUGUUGGAGGCAAUUGAUCGCCGUAGGCAACAGUACAACCCCAGACAGGCUUUUUUCCUUUCUAAUUUGGGAUUUGAUAUCCACAAUCCAGUCCGGCAUACAGGAAACUCGCCAUCUGAAUUUCUUUUUGUACCAAACGAUCAGGUAACCGCUGCGCAAACAGGAUUUGAUGAAAGUCUAUUUGUGCCGCAGGAAGAAUAUUCGUCAUUGUAUCUUCCACCUUCGGGUCCAGAUGUGCCUCCGAUGUCUCCAGAUGAUCAAAAUAUUCUCGAACUACUUCAGAGUGACACAAGUCCACCUGUUCAACAGCUUUCGCAGGUUGCACCUCACUCGAGCGCCAGUGCUUCACAAACAGGAAAUGCAGGCACAGCAGCUGCACCUGCCGAUGAUGAGGAAGACCCAAGGCUGUCCGUACCGUCAUGUGUCGACUUAUUAUCAUCCUCAUCUUCGACUUCCGGGAACACUGACGUUCCGGUAGAAGACUUCCCGGAUGACACUGGAGACCAAAGCUGCCCAACAGAAUGGCCUGACGAGGAGCUUGAAGCUAGUACCAGGACUGACCUAUCAAAGCGGCAAUUCAAUUCUAUCAAGAAAUGGUUUGAUAAGAUUGACGAGCCUGAUGAAUCCACUUCACGACAGGAACCUGUCGUGAAAAGGACUGAAAGCUCUCAUGAUGUCCCUGUCAAGCGACAGCCGAAACAGCGACGACAAAACAGGAUUUCAGCAGACGAAAAGCGAAAGAGCAAGGAACUCGGUCUUGCUGUUGUUCUUGCGCGCCAGAAGAAGAGGGAGAUGUCGAAGAGAGCACCCCGUAAACGCAAAGAUAGAGGGUUCGACAACGGAAUCCCUGGCCCCAGUAAAAGGCCGAAGCGAGGGCCCCUGGGUACCAAAAAAUACCUAGAAUACCUCCUUUCUUCUGGAGUCGUGGAAGAUGCACAUGUCAACGCUUCACUGGAUGCGAUACCUGCUUCUAUUGACAAGAAUAAGAUGAAAGCACUCAAACGACUUGUCGCUACUAUUCCGAGUGUGGAUCAGAAGGAGGCUAAAUCUGACAAGAAAAAAAUUCUUGAAGCUACUCGCAAGUUCACAUGCAGUCCGAGAAGCGAUGGAAAACUCGGGUGGAACAUCAAGGGAAUGAAAACAAGUUUAUAUCACUAUCAGCUACUUGGGGCUGCUUUUAUGCGUGACCGCGAAAAUUCGUCAGAGGGACCCUUCGGGGGACUCCUCUGUGAUAUCAUGGGUUUCGGGAAAACUAUUCAAGCACUGGCAAAUAUCGUAGAUGGAAAACCUUUUGAUCCGGAGGAUCCUGAGAAGACUACGCUCAUUGUUGUUCCAUCGCACCUAGUCACUCACUGGAAAACACAGAUCAACAGGCACUGCGACGAGAAAGCAAUUGGUGAUGUCCUUAUAUACAAAGCUAGUUCAAGGCUUGAGUCCCUCAAUACAGUAGGAAGCCUCGCGAAAUAUGAUGUUAUAAUCACUACGUAUGAUGAGGUCAGGCGGUCUUAUCCACCAAUGAAGCUCACCGAUAGUAUUAAGGACGAUGAGAAGCUUUCAGCCUGGUGGGAUCAAUCCUUCGAUACAGAGACCGGCCCGUUACAUAAAAUCAAGUUCCACCGAAUCAUUCUUGAUGAAGGCCACACCAUCAAGAAUCACAUAUCCUCAGUGUCGAUCGCCGUCCGCUCUCUGACUGGCCACUAUAAGUGGAUUCUAAGCGGAACCCCAGUGCACAACCAUCUAGAAGAAUUCUAUCCGCUUUUCGACUUUCUCGGCGUUCCCGGCAUCAAAGAUGCUGGAGUUUUCAUAAAGAACUUUUGCAGCGAUGACGAAGGCCAUGACCGCCUCGUAAACCUAUUGCGAGCUUUUUUGUUUCGGCGAACACACAAAAGUCGACUUUUCUCACUGCCAGUAAUUAAACUACCCGAUGUCAACGAAAGAAUCGUCAGGGUCCAAUUCUGCGCCGUCGAACGAGAGCUUUACAACGCCAUAUCAGAGGUCUUCAUAGAAAACAUCAAUGGUUGUGCCCAUUUCGAUCAGCCCAAGUUAGCACAGUAUCGAUGCUUUCUAUCAAUGAUUUUGAUGCUUCUCCAAUGGCUCUCAACAGUGAGAAAAAACACGACAGUUCUUAAUGAGCGUAAUGAUGGAGACACAGGCCAGUAUGCCACAGAGCUUCAUGGGGAUGAGACAGCAUUGACGAAAAAUUUCCGCCAACUAAUGGACGAGCUUCAUUUGAGAGAAAUUUGGGAAGAAAGACUAGAAAGGACAAAUUGCCCCGUCUGCAAAUCUGCACCAGUGAACCCCCUGAUAACUUCAUGCAGGCAUUUAUAUUGUGAGGAGUGCUACUACUCCUUACGGAUGGACAAGGACAACAUGCUUAUGGAGCCUAAAUGCGUCAACUGCCGUGUUUUGAUUACGGAAGCCGCUUAUUUUAAGGAAGAGGGUAACGAAAAGACACAAGGCGCAUGGAUUCACGGGGUAACUAUCAGGAAGGAAAAGCAGCGCCAAAAGAGAACCACAACCAAGAAACAAUCUAGGAGCAGCAUUCGCCAGAUCACGGCGCCACGAGCAGACGAAACGGAUGAAGAGCCGGACGCCGACGAGGAUACGGACUGGAUUAGAGCGUGUGCCCAGCAUAUGCCGAGUGCGAAACUCACGAAGAUACGCGAGAUUCUUACAGAGUGGCUUGCUCAGGAAUCCUCGGGCAAGAUAGUCAUCUUUACCCAGUUUCUAGAUUUCGUUGAAAUCCUGUCUACCAUGUGCGAAGCAGAAGGGUGGCCGUUUGUCCUCUUGACUGGAAAAUUGGGUCUAUCAGUCCGCGAAAACAAUAUGAAGACGUUUAGUGAUAAGAAUAGCGAAGUGAGGAUUCUUAUUGCCAGUUUGAAGGCUGGAGGCAUCGGACUAGACCUAUCAGCCGCCAACAAAUGCAUUCUUGUUGACUUGUGGUGGAACGAAGCUAUUCAGGAGCAGGCAUUUUGCCGCUUGUUUCGAAUUGGGCAAGAAAGCGAGGUGGAAUUUGUGAAGCUUAUCGUCGAUAAUUCUAUUGAUGACUACCUGCUCAAUUUGCAGACGCAUAAGACGGCUGUUAUAACCGGAGCUAUGGGCGACGGAGUCCUAGCGGGAAGGGAUACAAUUGAGGAUCUCCUUCGAAUGUUCGCAGAUGUCGAAAAGGACUCUAGAGGGGUACUUCAUCUCAGGGCCAAGACAGCGUCGAGGGAUAUCAGGAUUGGGGCUGGAUUCCGACCAUCUUUUGGCGUCUUUUGA